AUCCACCCGCUGGAAUCCCCUGCUGCUGACAAGGUGCCAGGGGGCAGAGAGAAGAAUCUAUUCUCCUUUCGGUUCCCCCUUCCCUCCCUCCCUUAUCUGAUCUGUUCGUCCCAGAGCAGCGCAGGAAUACACAAGGGAAAAUCUGGGAGCUGGAGACCCAGCCAAGGAGCACCUGAUCCAGGCGGCGAGCUCAGCAUGGGGGCUUCUCAUGGAAAGAAAAAGGCAUAUAACAUCGAGCAGCAGAGUGUGAAAAGUGAAAAGCACAUGAAUGGCAAGGCCUCAGCAUAUGCAGAUAUCCAAUGGGAACAGCCUCAUCAACCUGAAAUAACAUAUAAUGACCCACUGCGAUGCCCACGCAGGAAUAUCCUCCCUGUGGCCAGCUAUGCCCCUCAUCCUGAUUAUGCACAAGGGGACGAUGAUCUCAUCAAGCCCAAAAAGCUGAUUAAUCCAGUCAAAGCUUCUAAAAGCCACCAGGAGCUUCACCGAGAGCUGCUCAUGAACCACAAACGGGGUGUGGAGAAUAAACCAGAACUCCAGCGUGUAUUGGAGCAAAGGAAGAGAGAGCAGAUGAUCAAACAGAGAAAGCAGGAGGAGGAGGCUCGGAAGAAGAUCUCACCUCUGGAGCAAGAGCUUCUCAAGAGGCACAAACAACUAGAGGAGUUGGAGCAGGAGCAGGAACGUCAGGAGGAGUGCUCUCGCAGUGCUCCUGAAUUCAUCAAGGUCAAGGAGAACCUGCGCAGAACGUCGCUCAUGAGCACUGGAGAGAAAGAGGUGUAGAGGACGAGACGAGAGCUUCUUUCUCACUCUUUCUGUCUUUCUCACUUUCUCUGUCUUACACAAAUAUAUCUUCCUGCUGGACAAAACUUGUGUCUCCAGAACUGUAAUGUCAACAUGGAAGACAGAAGAUGGAGUUCCAAAGCUGAAAAAAGGACAUAAUUUGAGAUUGUCUUGAUGGAUUCAGACUUUUUCUGCAAGUCUUUUAUUCUGAGACAGAUGUGGUGGCUGGAGAUGAACGUUCUGAUUACGUUGUUUUUCUCUGCAGAGGCACCAGAGCAUCUUUUAACUUCUAACUUCAGAUCUUUAUUAAGUAUACAAUCAGUAUUAAUGCAUAUCAUUGGAUUCCCAACUGCCAAGUGCACUGCACAUCCCAGACAUUUGAGGAAUCGAUGGCUGAAAUACAAUGUUUUUUUUUCCUGAUGUAUAACAAUCAGCACAAGUCACUUUUGUUCAUAAAUGGAAUGAAUAACAUUUCUCACUUCUGAUGUGAAUAUAUCUACAAGGCUGCAUGUGCGUGCAAGACGUCUGCUAAAAUCCGACUGUAUCUUAAUUAUACUGUGAGACCACAAAGAAUCAGUGACAGCAGACCUGCCUACCUGGAAGAGGAGUAUUGCGUAGUCUCACAAAAGGAAUGGGAAGUAAAAAUGCAGUAAAAAAAAUAAUAACAGUACGUUUUAAAUAUAGUCGUUUAUCCAAAUUGCUUGUCUAAUUUCCCUCAGAGAAACUGUGAAAUGGUUCCAUGGUUCCAUCUGCUGAUCAAACUGAUAAAUGUGUCUGAGCGCUGAUCAUUACCAUUUAAAUUAUUUUAGAAAUGUUAGGUUUGACAUUUUUUUCUGACAAAUUUUUUGCCCAUUUUUCUCUUUCAACCAAAAACCAAAAGUGCCGUUUUUUGACCAUUUUCCAAAGUCAGGUUGAGAAAAGCGAAGAGCACAGGCAAAAACAUUACUAAUGUGGGAAAGAGGCCGGGGCUUCCAAGGAGUGUCAGUUAAUAUUGGAGAGUUCAAAACACUUACGCAACUGUCUAUCAUAACAGACUCAUAUGUUGGUCUGCUCAUCUAUACUUCUCUUUUUGCAUAUUUUUGAGUGAUAACUCAUACUUUCGUACUAUCGUAUGAUGUUACAAUGUGAAUCUCCUCCUCAAAAUGCGUAAAGGUUGGCAGGUCUGUGAUGGUCUUAACCCAGGAUUUUUUUCGAGAUAGGUGUGUUGUGAUGCCUAAAUGUCUCUGCUCUUUUUUCCGUGCCUUUGUGAGAGCUACAGAACAGACCUUGCAGGCAGAGCGCCUGACUGUUGCUGCAUUUCAAUAUAUCACUAUAUGUACUCUGCAUCAUCAUAGUUAUGUGACAUAUAAGUUAAUGAUGUAUCACAUAACAGCAUGGAGUGUGUGUGCGUGUGUGUGUGUCUGUGUGAGAGAGGGGGAGUGCAAGAACUGUCUAUUAAAAUCACAUAAUAGGAUAAUCAGGAAGCAAAUUCGCAAUCUAGAUUAAACUGACAACAACUUUAUAUUUACAUAUACAGAAAUCAUUCACUAUAAAGAUUUUAUUUCUUUAUUAAUUUUUCCUGAUUUUUAGUGACACCUGAGAUCAUUUAGAAAAGAAACACGGAAAUUAUAUUUGGAUAUAUUUUUGCUUUUACUAGUUUCUAAAGGCAUAUAGAAUAACAAAAAAAAUUACAGAUCAAUAACAAUCAAUAUUAAAAUCAUGUUUUUUUCAAAUUAUACUUAUUAUGCUUUUAUGUUGAAAAUAUUGGUUCAUCAAACACCAUACACUGACUUUUUUGUUCUGGACCAUUUCAGUCCAUUUAAAUAAUCAAAUCAAUGACAAUUUGAUUGUCAAAUGAAGGCACAUAGACUAAUUCACAAUCUUGUAAUAUAGUGACAAAAGUGUUAUUACUUUAUAUAAAAUAAACUAAAAGUAAUACUAUAACACAGGGUGUUCCCAUUUUUAUUCAAUUUUUUAAAGAUGAAAACUUGUUCCUCUAAUAGCUGGAAGAAACUACACACUAAAGUGUUCCAUUGAGUCACACCAGCUAUUUCACAAUGUGCUAUCGAGUUCGGCUGCACUCUUAACUGCUCUCUUUAAAGACUGCCAGGCAUCCAGACCUCAGUGCAAGACUUGAGAAUCACAGCUUCCUGCACGGGGAAUUUCACAAACCUCACAAGUGAAACCAUAGAGAAUAAUGGGCUUGUAAGAGUCAUCACAAGCAGCAGCCUCAGUAGACACUGCAAACAAACACCGGCAAGAGUGUUACGCCUGGCACAUCCCAGAUUCCUGUAGAGGGGUUAUCAUGGUCAGUUUCAUCCUAAUGGCUCUUCGAUGGACUGUUUUUCUUCCAUGGAAUGCCUCCAUCUUUGCCUCCUGUCCAGCUUCUCGAUGACUUCUUAAUUAGAGGUGCAGGUAACACUACACCCCGAAAUCACAAGACCCUUUGUCCAUGCAACCACUCUAUCCACCUUCAAUCUGUAUAAUCCCGAAAAAUCUUCAGGAUCUGAUUUGUAGUGCUCU
This is a messenger RNA of Pangasianodon hypophthalmus (striped catfish), 3279 nucleotides long. Its product is annotated as actin-associated protein FAM107A. Lineage: Eukaryota; Metazoa; Chordata; Actinopteri; Siluriformes; Pangasiidae. Gene Ontology annotation, cellular component: stress fiber; synapse; neuron projection. The record is from RefSeq and is a predicted model, not a curated record. The transcript has 5 exons. Bases 196 to 777 code for a protein of 193 amino acids. Gene Ontology annotation, biological process: regulation of actin cytoskeleton organization; actin filament bundle assembly; actin filament polymerization.